Cylicostephanus goldi is the source of this 490-nucleotide messenger RNA. The record is from the annotation of a GenBank genome assembly. Lineage: Eukaryota; Metazoa; Nematoda; Chromadorea; Rhabditida; Strongylidae.
GCAUACCAUAUCAUGGUACAUGCAGAUUGUUCACUUCAUUGCUGUCUUCUCAAACUAUCCCUUUCAGCAUGAACUUCCUCCGUUGGGAAGCCCGGAGAGCCUGGAAUUUGAGGAGUUUGAGAACAAAAAGCACACUACAGUGUCCACUACUGUCAAAGAAGUUGAAAGCAACAAAGCUGUUGAAGUUGUUGACGACAGUAAGGAUGAUGAAGAUGAUGACAACGAUGAACACGAUAAAGACGAUGAAAAAGAUAAUAAGGAUGAUGAAAAUGAUAACGACAAUAAGGAUGAUGAAUAUGAUGACAACGAUGAAUAUUAUGAAGACCAUGAAAAAGAUAAUAAGGAUGUUGAAUAUGAUGACGACAAUAAGGAUGAUGAAGAUGAUGACAAGGAUAAACAUGAUGAAGACGAUGGAAACGAUCAGGACCAUGAGGAUGACGAUGACGAAAACGCUGAAAAUAAAGAUGACCAAGCCGAAGAAAACGAAAGU